Messenger RNA from Pectinophora gossypiella (pink bollworm), 6174 nucleotides. It is a transcript of the gene REPTOR-BP, whose product is annotated as REPTOR-binding partner. Gene Ontology annotation, molecular function: DNA-binding transcription factor activity. Gene Ontology annotation, cellular component: nucleus. The coding region runs from base 130 to 543 and encodes 137 amino acids. The transcript is spliced from 4 exons. The record is from RefSeq and is a predicted model, not a curated record. NCBI's taxonomy places the organism in Eukaryota, Metazoa, Arthropoda, Insecta, Lepidoptera, Gelechiidae. Gene Ontology annotation, biological process: regulation of DNA-templated transcription.
UCAAAUGACCUUGCCAGUUUGUAAACAAUCCUUCGAUACAAUUUAUCAUAUUUCCUCGUUGUUAAUUUCACAAUUCAUUAAUAUCCUUUUCUGCAUUUGAGUGUCAAGAGUGUAGUGUCUUUGUGUAAAAUGAAUAUCGACUUCGAGACCAUGGCAGUUUUGGAAGAAGAAUCUCAAAAUGAGUCAGUGAGCGGUGGCGCGUACGGAUCAGCGGGCGCGGCGGGCGGCGGCGAGAGGCGCGAGAGCGGGAAACGCGGCCGCCGACCCGGCCGCAAGGCGCAGGCCGACAAGCAGGACAUGAAGGCCAAACUCGAACGUAGCCGCCAAUCGGCGCGGGAGUGUCGCGCGCGCAAGAAGCUCCGCUACCAGUACCUCGAGGAGUUGGUGGCGGACCGCGAGCGGGCCGUGCUGGCGCUCCGGAAGGAACUCGACAAGUAUUACAAAUGGAACAUGGACUUAGACCAGGGGAGGAUGCCUGAGGGUUUGGAGAGCAUGCUGCAGGAGAUAGGCGUGGUCAAGCAGGAAGAGACGAAGUCCUUCUAGUGCACCGUGAAGGUACAUCAACCCACACUCCACCAACAAAGUAGCAUCAACUUAGGAUACACCACCAUGAAGGUACAACUAGAAUCCACCAUAAACAUGGUACAACCAUAAAUAAAACACGGAUAUGAUAUCAUCAGUCUAGGAUCCUUCAACAAGGUACCAUCAAUAUGAAGAUACCAUCAACCCAUAAAAGACAACAUACAUCUAUGUUAAAUAAAAUGGUUUCUACCGUUUACCAAAUUCACUUUCACACGAAAAGAUUAAAAAAAAUAGUUUCGAAAAUAAUUGCAAAAAUAUUGAUAUGAUGUAACUUGGAAGCUUUGAAACGAAUAAAGUUAAAUAGAGAAAUAAAACCAAUAACUGAUGUAUGUAUAUGUCGCGGUCAACUAGUCUAAUUCAGCUUUUAAUUAACAGCCUAGGCUUUUUACUAAAUCGCUGUUCAACUAAUGGCCUGAAUAAUAUUCAACCGUAGCGUCUAAUAUAUUUAAUAAACUGGUUGAAGGUUAGGCUGUUGUUUUUCGACAAGUAAUAAGUAUCUUAUAAAAAAAAAAUUUGCUCGAGUCGGGCACAGGUAAUUUCACAUUUUGGUCACUACACUCUUCUUUUUUAUGUAAACGCAUUAAAACUGUGAGAAAUACCGACGAUACUGUUGCUUACCGCCGUCAUAUCGAAAGCGGCAGAAAGUGGAACUAAGUUUAAAUGACUUCACUAGGCAAUUAGUUAAACGUUAUCUCCCCCCAUCUCCCUAGCGUUAUUCCGCUUUCACAGGGUCCGCUUACCUAACCUGUAUAUUUGAUAGGUCCGGUUUUUUACAAAAGCGACUGCCUGUUUGACCUUCCAACCCGCGAAGGGAAAACCAGCCCAAUACAGGUUAGGUCACAUACCUCCGAAACGCAUUUCUCGAGUAUGUGGGUUUCUUCACGAUGUUUGUUUGUUUAUUUAAACGAAAUCUAAGUCGUAUACCUGGCCGUUUCGUUUGAUUAAAUUCCUAAUUAUUAUUCAGGCCGUUAGUUAAACGAAUAAACUAGUUGGAUGCAUUUUGACACCUUUUGGACGCACAAGAAAAAUGGUAGACAACCAAAACUGACGAAAAACUGAAAUUCCUUUUUGGUUCGAUAACUAUAUUGUGUUUAUUGAAAUAUGACGUCGUUUAACUCUACAGUUUUGAGUGUAAUAAAGCAAUUUUACUGGAGAACAUACAAUCCAAAAUACUUAUUUUAUUAAAUAUUUAUGACAGUAAGGAAAUUUUAGGAAGAACAAUCAAAAGAGCACGUUGAAAAAAAAAUAACAGCUGUAAAAAAACAGCAAUUUCAAUAUAAGAUAUUUAAAGAUUUCAAGUAUUUAAUAAGGAGUCUUUAAGACUCAAAGUAAAUAGGUAAGCUGCAAAAAUUAACUGCUGUAAAACGACCAUAUGAUAUGAGUUACCUUUUUAUUACGGUACUUGAUUUUCUAAAGAACUAAAUAGUUGAAAAAUUUGAAUAAAUUAAAAAAAACACCUGUAUAAAAACUAAAAAAAUUAAGUACACAAACAACAUUCUUCCACGAUUGGCAUAAUUCUUCUCUUGACUAAUUUUUACAUUACAAUACAACUAUGAACUUUAUAUUUCUAACUUUUUAAAACGUAAUUAUUAGGAAUUAUAUCUUUCUGCGUAAAUUAAACACCAUAUACAAAGUGUUAGUGACAUCGCACCGAAUAUUGACGAUUAUGAUUCAGCAAAGAAACAAACAUUUUCAUGAGUUUUGCGACAAAAAAAUCCACUUGAUAUUAAAUCAGAUUCAUGAGCUGAAUCAUCCCCCUCAGUAUUCGGUACCAUUUCACUAACGCCCUGAAUAAGUAGGCUACCGAUCACUGCAAGGCACUUUACCCAUAAUACACAUUAGCUUCUAUUCUAUAAUUCUCCAUCCAUUAAACAGCCAACAUUCGGUAUUUCUAUUAAUGAGACAUCGUUUAUAUUAUAUUUCUUAUCCUAGGCUAUUAUAUUUUGUAUUUAAAAUAAAUAUUCACAUGUAUAAUAAUAUUGUGUAACUUUUUAAUGAAUAUACAAUUUAGGGUUAGAUAAUAUAUAUUUUAUAAAAACGGUCCCCGAUUAUUGUCGAACGCGAAGAAUAAGGUAGACUGUACAUAAAGGUAGUAAUUUUAUUAUAUUUAAAGCAAAAAUAGCUUAUUUCGUAGAUGUAAAUAUUAUACUUGUCAGACUUUUUAUUUGCAUAUAUGAGCUUUUCUAAGUCUUAAUUUCUUAAUAUUAAAAUAUUAGUAAGGUAAGACGUUUUAUUAUAUAUUUAAAUUAAGUAAGUACCUAUUUUUAUAAAAUAUACUUUAAGAUAAUAAGGACAUGACAAUUUUGACAUGUAUUUUGUAUUUAAAUAAAAAAUAUCGAAUGUGGAGAUAUAAAGGAAAUAAAUAAAGCUUUUUAAGUAAAUUAGUAUUUGCUUAAUUGUUUACGAUCGGGGCGCAGUAUUGUUACGAUACAGAUUUUUACGAUACGAAUUUUCCUACGAAAUCAACAAAGACGUUUAUUUAAAAAAUCUGACUAAAAUUGACCUGAUAUAAAUUAAUAUGUACAACAAAAGUGACCUGUACUUUUCCAAGAAGACUAUGUAAAAUAGAGUAAAAGUCAUACCAAGGGUCGAUUCGCCAAUUUGACCUUAAAGCGGUGAGGCUAGAGUGAAUAUUAAUUUUACGACUCACGUCACUUAUUAUCAGGUAAGACAGAUUUAGAAUAGGCUAAAAUGCGCAUGUGGGGUGAUCUACCUAAGUACCCUAGAUAUAGAUAACAUAGUUGUACAACGACUUAUGUCAACUGCAAAUUAACCUAGAUCGUCUAACCUGAUGAAAAGUGACAAUAAGGCCUUAUAGGGAACAGUCGCGUAUUAAACACGUUCACUGUGUAUGAACCACAUGUGAGACAAUAAAAUUGAAAUUCAUACGUGCUUGUCCCAUACGUGGUGCACUAGGAAAAUGGGAAAAUCCGAUGUGAGGCUUUUCAGAUUGGUUUUUCUUGCCAUAGUGUGUCUGUGUACACAAAUUCCAAUGUGUUUAACGAAAAAUAAUAUUGCACGUGAGGAGUUGAUAUCUAAUUUUCAGUUAUACAGUGAACGUGUUAAAAUUACCAUACGCUCUAGCUUUAUGCAAUAAAUAGAUAGAGCACAAUGGACCAUCUAUGAGUCUAAAAUGUCUAAAUGCGGAAAAUAGAGCCCAAACCACAUCAGGUACCAUAUGAGGUCUAGGCGAAUGCAAAGUUCUACAGUCGAAAGUCAGGGUCUAUUUUAAGUGUUUAUGCCAGGUUAAAAAAAAGAUAUCUGAAGUCCCAAAAGCCAAAAGAAAAAUAAAAAUAAAAUGUUGCUAGCGUAAAAAUAUUAUCUGUAUCGUAUCAAAUGGCCCCCAAAAUUCGAUGUUUGAAUUUGUAUAGUAGUGCCACGUAACGUAAUUAAGGUUUCUUUUUUUUAAAUGAAAGGUAGGACAAAACUGUUAGUAUUUUUGGUGUCGUAAAAACGUUGAUAAGUCUUUUAAUGGUUUUAUAAACAUGUACAAGCUUUCAGAUAUAACGAGAAAAUACUUGAAACUGGAACUGAAUCGAUAUGGUCACAGUAUUGUUUAGCUGUCAUCUAGAAAUUCGGGCCAUAAUAGGCUACAUAAAAAAUAAUAAUAUUGAAAUUGACAUAGACACUGAUAACACACGAAUGCGUCGAGUCCUUUAAACGAAGACUUGUCUCAAAGAACUUAAUUCCAGGCCAUAUCUUUAAAAAUAUAAAACACCUUAAAAAAAACAACAAGUAAACCAAUGAAGUCUUAUGUAUUUUAUAUCGUUUUUUUAAAGUAAUAAUUUUCAGUCACAAAAUAAAAAAAAAAUAUAACCCCGAAUGCUAUCAGUUUUGUCUCUAUCUUUGCUUAUUAAGGUUUCAUUAAAAGCAUAUCAAUAGGUCGUCCUAGAUGGCUACUCGUCAACUGAGUGAUAAUAUGAUUAAAUCAUAUUUAGCGUUAUUUUGUAAGCUUAUUUGAAAUGGCUUGAAAAUCUUACAUUAAUGUAAUACACCAAAACCAGAAAUCAUUUAUUUUAUAUGUGGGAUCAUUAAAUAUCACUCUAAAAUUCUAUUUAAGUUUCAUCUUACAACACUAAUCUACCACGACUUUGAAGCGUGUUAUGGCUGAGGAAAACAUGCGUAAUAUCAAAAAUACAUAAAAUAAUUUGUUAGUAAUCUACUGGCGUUAUUCAAGUAUGUCAGUCACAAAAGGUGUCAGGCUUAUAUUGAGCCGCCAAAUGCCUCUGUCAAGGCUCAUAAUAACGACUACAGACCCCAGGGUUGAUGGGGUUGGUAAUCACCCUCACAACCCACACGAUAGAAGAAGAGAAAACGACUACAGACUUACUUAAGUAAAUAGCACCCUGGACCGACUACACGCAUGAAUAAAGUAUAUAUAACAUGUAAGCAAUAAAACUUCAUAUAAGUACGAAUGGCGCAAAAAUGAAGAACUUUCCAGGCUAUGUUCACCAAAAAAAAAAAAAAUAGAUAGCGCUGUCUGUGCGAUUUUUAUAAUGGCUUGCUGAAAGAUGGAAACCAAUGUUCAGAACAGAACACAGCGCAGCAUAAUAACUAUAGUGAUUCAAAUAUAAGCCGAUUGUUCCAAAAAAUGGAUCUAUAAAUCGAUAAUGCAGUGAUGUUAUAUAGAUAGAUUUAGAGUCAACAUGAUCGGACAGAGGGUAUUGGUACCGCCAUUUUUUGUCGAUUUAUAUUUGUUGAACUAUUGCCGCUAUAGACUUGUCAGCAAACUGUCGCUAGAUGUUACUGUUCUCUGUACUAAAAGGGUUAGAUAAAUACAGCCCGCAAGCCAAUCCAACCGUGUCACAUUAACUUUUUUGACAAAUUGAACUGAAGUAUUUUGAAGUGUCAUACAUAUGUUAGUAAGACAGGGUUCUAAAUUAUAUUGCUCAUGACUUUAUAUCCUUAUAGUUUUGUAACUAACGUUAAUACAUUAGUUGGUACAAUUCUUGUAAUAAGUUAGAAUAAACAAAAGAUUUUCAAGUCACUUCAGAUUUCAUACCACUUGGUCUCUUGUUAGCGUGUUUUCGAACUAAGUAUAAUAGUUUUUUUUUAUUUAUAUUAAUCUUUUGUUUCUAGGGUAAAAUGUAGUGUUAAUGGAUUGACGACGCGGACUAAAGUAGUAUAUAUAUGUAUAUAUAAGAUACACUCAUAUAGGUUACAUUGUUAGGUUACUUUAAAAGUCGAAGUACGUAUGGACCGAAAACUAGUAGAUUCAACAUAGAUUUUUUUAAAGCCCAGACCUUUUAUGAUGUUGUAAAUAUAUAUAAAACAUAAAUAGGCUCUGGGGUGUAUAUUUUUGCUUAUGUUUAGUUUUCUAUGUACGUCAAAUAAUUAAAACCGUUACCGUUGACACGUGAUUUCGUAGCAUCACUAAACUAUCGACUACCACUCAUUUAUAAAGGUUUAAAAUAAAAAAAAAAUAAAAACGGUUCUUGAUAUGAAAUAUUCUCUGGGUUUUGAAAAUGUUUGUGCCAAUUUUCAACCGAAUCGUUCCACUGCACUGGUUUGAGCGGGAGUAACAGAGACAGUUACUAUUGCAUUUAUAUUGUUACUACCGAGUAAAAUAUGUAGUAUACAAGCGAGAAAACA